Amborella trichopoda is the source of this 1538-nucleotide messenger RNA. RefSeq names its product putative glycosyltransferase 2. NCBI's taxonomy places the organism in Eukaryota, Viridiplantae, Streptophyta, Magnoliopsida, Amborellales, Amborellaceae. Gene Ontology annotation, molecular function: hexosyltransferase activity. Gene Ontology annotation, cellular component: membrane; trans-Golgi network; endosome. Gene Ontology annotation, biological process: xyloglucan biosynthetic process. The record is from RefSeq and is a predicted model, not a curated record.
CAAGCAUCCAUUCUUAACCCCUCUAUCAAUCAAAGUCCAUGGAGCCAUUGUUUGUGCGCCCACUACUGUAUCUCAAAGGCCUGGCCAUGGCCUUCAUAGGUUCCAUCAUCUCUCUCCUCAUCUUCUACCACUUAUUGACCAGUCCUAAUGCCCUAGAAAACAAAGCCCUUGUCUUCCACAGUGCCCUAUCCAUUGGGUCACACGAGGCCUCUAGUGAACAUAUAGAAAUCCCACCAAGGACCCCUAUUGCAAGUGCCCCAUCUCUAGGCCCUCACAGGAUAGCCCCCACCAUACUAAAGCCUAAGGCUGUGCCAGGCGAGCAUGCAGAGCGCCAAGGUUCACCCAAGACAACAAGCCAAAGUUCACAUAAGGUAGGGACCCCAAGUUCCCCUAGGGUAGGUACCCUUGGUUCACAAGGGGUCCCUAGUAAUGAAGGUUCAUCAAUCAUAGAAAAGCAAAGUGCACAUAGGGUGAAGACCCUAGGUGAACAAGGGGCCUCCAGUGAAGACACAGGGACCCAAGGCGACUACGGGGCCUCUAGUAAAAUAUCAGGGACUCUAGGGAGGCUUAGAGGACCCAAAAUUGGGGCGCCUGGGUCACACACCGGCUUGAAUCCACCCUUCAUUUUGGUGUCUGGAGAGCGAUCGGGGCCUUGUGAGACUGUAAAUGGAUCUGUUGUGAUGGCCAAAUCUUACAAGAACAAGGUGGACUAUUGUAAUUGGCAUGGGUGCACAGUAUGGUACACUCUUGAAGUGUGGGAGGAGGGGUACACGGGGACAUGGGCUCGAUAUCCGUUGCUCCUCAGGCUCAUGAAGGCGAACCCAAGUGUGGCUUGGUUCAUGUGGAUGGACUCUGAUGCCAUAUUCACUGACUUUAGCUUUGAGAUACCUAUACAUGCUUAUGAUUCAUGGGGGAAGAAGAUGGUGGUGCCUGGCUUUUGGGAUAAGGUUUACAGAGAUGAUCCAGAUUGGGUGGGACUAAACGCUGGGGUUUUCCUGAUGAAAAAUUGCAAUUGGUCCCAUGAAUUCCUCAAGAAAUGGAUGAAAUUUGGGCACCCAAAAAACAAGGCAUCCUCAAAGAUCUCCAUCAACUCCAUGGUGAAGUCCAGGCCUCAGGAUUGGGACCCAGAUGACCAAAGUGCCCUCGUCUUCCUCCUAAAUUCUAACCGCACCGACUCGCAGGCGAACGUCUUCUUAGAGGCGAGCUACGAUCUCCACGGCUUCUGGGAGCUCGUCAUUGAUCAAUUGGUCGAGGGCAAAAAUGGGAAUCGAAGGCCACCUUUUGUCACUCAUUUUUGCGGGUGCAAAUUUUGUGGGGGGAGGGGGAGUGAGGUCCCACUCGUGUGUUUGGAUGGGUUCACACGUGCGUUUGGUUUCGCCGAUAAUCAAUUUCUGGCACGUGUGGCACUUAGGCACCCCAAUAUCACUUCUCCAGACCCUUUGCUGAGCCCUAUUUAACUCAAUCCAUGUGCUAUACUUCCCCGAAUUUAAUUUAUUUUUUGAUUUUCCACAUCAUCUUGAUGAGCAUAUUUAUAUCCA